Messenger RNA from Symbiodinium sp. CCMP2456, 944 nucleotides. The record is from the annotation of a GenBank genome assembly. Lineage: Eukaryota; Dinophyceae; Suessiales; Symbiodiniaceae.
GUACGCCAUCUCCCAACGAUGCAGGAGAUGAAGAGAUUCUGCGGAGUUCCGGCUCGGAGGUUAGUGCGUUCGUCGAGGAUGUGGUCCAAGAGGCAUCGGAGAUCUCCAAGUUGAGCACAGCCGACAGGUUUCCACAGAAAGGAGCACGUGCGAAGCUGGUGGGCCUUAAAGCCAAGUCCAUGAAUGGGAAGGUCGUGAAGAUCACCAGCUACGAGAACAGCACGCAGCGGUAUAUCGUGAAGCUGCCAGACGGCUCCAUGCGCAAGGUCGAGGCGUCGAAGCUGCAGUCGACGGACGAGGCACCGCGGCCAAGGCUGUCUGUGUGCAAUGCCUACAAGCUGCACGAGCCAUUGAAGGUCGUCUUGAACAGCGAGACCGGCACAUCAAAGGUUCUGGCCAUGUUGGAUUUUGCCAGCUGCGAAGAUUUCGAGGAGCUGCCCUUCGACAAGGGCAGCAUAUCUUUGCUGUUGAGCUCGACGCAGGUUGCCAACGUGCCAUUCGAUCUCAGCGUGCUUGGAAGAGGGCGUGGAACAGAGCUGACGGUUGCUCCGUCUCCAGAAAGCACGGCAGGUUCGAAAUCCAAGGCGAAGGUGCUCCAAAACAUCGUCGAGCUGGAUGAUGGAGGCGCCUACUAUCUGCAUUUGGUCAACGCACACGCGGGAUCAAGGCCAGUGCAACUUUCCGUUCAACGCGGACCUGUCGCAAAGGUUUUGCCCAUGGACAAGUCGUAUCGUCUCGAGCGUGUCGAAGACAUGUCCUUGACGCUCACAGACGGGCAGAGACGCUUGCGGCUCGCCUUCAACCCGCAGAAGUCACGUACUUACUGCGCGAUCGUCACAGGUGGCAACGACGGGGAAAAUGACGAUGCGCAGAGGGUUGGUUUGGUCUUGCACAAGCUGGGUGAGUGGACAUCCGCAGAGCAGCUUGACAAGGAAGCUGUGUAA